Misgurnus anguillicaudatus (oriental weatherfish) is the source of this 1466-nucleotide messenger RNA. It is a transcript of the gene ido1, whose product is annotated as indoleamine 2,3-dioxygenase 1. Gene Ontology annotation, biological process: 'de novo' NAD+ biosynthetic process from L-tryptophan. Lineage: Eukaryota; Metazoa; Chordata; Actinopteri; Cypriniformes; Cobitidae. Gene Ontology annotation, cellular component: cytoplasm. Gene Ontology annotation, molecular function: indoleamine 2,3-dioxygenase activity; L-tryptophan 2,3-dioxygenase activity; heme binding. The record is from RefSeq and is a predicted model, not a curated record.
GCUUAUUCUAUAGAGCAGUGACACUUGGCAAUUUAAAUAGAAAGGCAGACACUGGUACUGAAUUUAACAUUAUGGCCACUGAAGGGACAAAUAUUGAGACCCGACUGUCUUUGGACCAGUUUCACGUCAAUGAAGAUUAUGGGUUUAUUCUUCCUGAGCCUCUGACAGACCUGCCAGAAUACUUCAAGCCCUGGAUGGACAUUGCCAAAAAUGUCAGUGAACUCAUCUCAUCCCAUUCCUUGCGCCUCAGAGUUCAUGAUAUGCCUCUAUUAGAGACUGAACUGUUGCAGAGUCACCGUGAGCUCCGUUUGGCCCAUCUCAUUUUGAGUACAUUGACUAUGGGCUACGUAUGGCAGGAGGGGGAAAAAGAAACAGUUAAAGUCCUUCCACGAAGUUUGGCUGUACCAUUCUGGGAAGUGUCUCAGAGACUGGGUCUACCUCCAAUCCUCACCCAUGCUGAUUCAGUUCUUGCUAACUGGAAGAAAACAAACCCAGAUGGACCUUUUGCUAUGGACAACUUGGAGUUGUUAUUGACAUUGCCAGGAGGCGAAAGCGUGCGAGGUUUCUUUCUGGUUACACUUCUGGUGGAGUUGGCAGCUGUCCCUGGCCUGAAGGCAAUUCCUGAAGUCCUCACGGGUGUCCAUUAUAAUGAUGUUGCUAUGGUCACCAAAGCUCUGAAUGUUGUAGGCCAGGCCAUCGACAGCAUGAGGCAGACCCUUAAACUAAUGCACGAAUAUGUAGACCCCUCCAUAUUCUAUGGUAUCAUAAGGAUCUAUCUGUCUGGAUGGAAAGAUAACCCAUCAAUGGCAGAAGGUCUAGUGUAUGAGGGGGUUCAGGAGAAGCCAAUGGAGUUUUCGGGGGGAAGCGCCGCCCAGAGCAGCACCUUGCACUGCUUUGAUGGGCUACUGGGAGUCAAGCAUGAUGGUGAUAGUGGUGCCUUCCUGAGGAGAAUGAGGGACUACAUGCCCCCCUCCCAUAAGCGUUUUAUUGAAAGCAUCUCUAGUCAUCUAUCCUUGCACAACUUUGUGCUCCAGCAAGCAGAUGAACAUCUAACACACACAUAUGAGCAGUGUAUAACUCGACUGGUGGACCUGCGUAACUAUCACAUCAAUAUUGUCACGCGUUUCGUCACUAUACCGGCCUCUCGUGCCAGACAGCUCCGUGCUAAUGGACGUGAUUCGGUCAAAGAGCUCGACGUGAUCAGUGAAGCCCCUACAGCCCUGGAGGAAAGAGGGACCGGAGGUUCCGGGAUUAUGAGCUUUCUGAAGAGGGUAAGAGAUAAAACCAAAAACACUUCCAUCUUUCAGUAUACUGGUGUGAAACAGGUCUUACCAGACCCAUCGAUGACAGAGAUACAGCAGGCGACAUCUGAGCUUAAAAUGUAAUGAACACCAGAGGAACUUCAGAUCAAGUUUGCUUUCUAAUUGUCAUACUUUAGAGAAUUAAAAACUCAAACUUGUCCAACA